Messenger RNA from Leptosia nina, 528 nucleotides. Lineage: Eukaryota; Metazoa; Arthropoda; Insecta; Lepidoptera; Pieridae. The record is from the annotation of a GenBank genome assembly.
AUGCUAGUCAACUUUCUGACGCUGUUUGCUGUUUUGAAAGUGAAUUUGGCUUCGAUAGCUGGCGUCACGUACAUGGACGAUUUCGAUUUUGACCAGAGAUAUAGGAAUUUGCACGAAUGCGAUCCUUUCUAUUGGCAUCCACUGCAUCUGCCAGAAGAAUGUGCGGAAAUGUUCGAAAAGUUGAUACGAGCCAAAGUCGCGCCAUAUCGCGUCGCAACGGAACGCGUUAGCAGUUCUUUUGACAGUCCACAAUACUCACAGUUUCCUGUAGGGGAAUCUUUUGAGAAUGAUCCGUACAUCCAAGUGCCAAUAGACAUUUAUCCAUACGCACAAAGGCCUCAGAACGCUAUGGAUAAAUUAUUCGAUCUGUUAAAGCGAGAUGUUAAAGAUAUACCGAGUUAUGCGAAAAUUACGACGUUACCGUAUUUGGGAACGGUCGCGUUGUAUAGACAACCCGUAUCGCUGAAGACAGAAGCGACGAUAAAGAGGCUGUCGAGAGAUUAUGGGAAUGCGGCUCGCUACAGAUAG